Messenger RNA from Carcharodon carcharias (great white shark), 1971 nucleotides. Its product is annotated as 5-phosphohydroxy-L-lysine phospho-lyase-like. Lineage: Eukaryota; Metazoa; Chordata; Chondrichthyes; Lamniformes; Lamnidae. Gene Ontology annotation, cellular component: mitochondrion. The record is from RefSeq and is a predicted model, not a curated record. The transcript has 11 exons. Bases 85 to 1341 code for a protein of 418 amino acids. Gene Ontology annotation, molecular function: pyridoxal phosphate binding; transaminase activity.
GUUCGCGCGCGGAGCAAGAGUGAAACGUUGAAGUGAUUCUCGGGCAGAGACAGAAAGGAGUUUCCUAAUAAAUUCCCACACAACAUGGCCUCUGAACUCUACAACAAAGUGGAAACCUUAACUCUCCGUAAGAAGUUCGUUGCAUCUUCUUGCAAGCUUUUUUUUCCAGAUGAUCCUAUCAAGAUUGUCAGAGCUCAGGGACAGUACAUGUUUGAUGAAAAGGAAAGAAAAUAUUUGGACUGUAUUAACAAUGUUGCUCAUGUUGGGCAUUGUCACCCAGAUGUCGUGAAAGCUGGAUACAUGCAAAUGGCAAAAUUGAACACAAAUGCACGGUUUCUACAUGACAAUAUAGUCCACUAUGCAAAGAGAUUAUCGCAGACAUUACCACAGAAACUAUCGGUUUUCUAUUUUGUGAACUCUGGUUCAGAGGCAAAUGAUCUUGCUCUCAGGCUAGCUCAACAAUAUACCCAGCACGAAGACAUUGUUGUCUUAGACCAUGCCUACCAUGGACACCUUAAUUCAUUGAUAGAUAUCAGUCCUUAUAAAUUCCGGAGUCUAAGACCACAAAAGGAUUGGGUUCAUGUGGUGCCCAUUCCCGAUACAUACCGGGGAAUGUUCAGGGAGGAUCAUCCUGAUCCAGCCUUAGCCUAUGCAAAUGAAGUGAAAGCUGUCAUUGAUGUAGUACAAAAGAAAAAUCGCAAGAUUGCUGCAUUUUUUGCUGAAUCAUUACCAAGUGUUGCCGGUCAGAUAAUUCCACCUGAAGGAUAUUUCCAGAAGGUCGCAGAACAUAUUCACAAAGCAGGGGGAUUGUUUGUUGCUGAUGAAAUCCAAGUUGGAUUUGGAAGAGUUGGAAAACACUUCUGGGCGUUCCAACUACAAGGAGAUGAUUUUUUACCUGACAUUGUAACUAUGGGGAAACCUAUUGGAAAUGGACACCCAUUAGCCUGUGUGGCUACAACUAAAGCAAUUGCAGAUGCAUUUGCUGCGACUGGAGUAGAGCAUUUUAACACAUUUGGAGGAAGUCCAGUAUCCUGUGCGAUUGGGAUUGCAGUUUUAGAAGUCAUUGAAAAGGAAGACCUACGUGGGAAUGCUACACGAGUCGGUGCCUACUUGUUGAAUCUACUUAAUGAACAAAAAGCCAAACAUACAAUCAUUGGUGACGUCAGGGGCAUUGGUUUAUUUAUUGGAGCAGAGCUGGUAAAAGAUCAACAGGAGAGGACACCUGCCGUAGAAGAGGCCCAGUAUUUAAUUACAAGUGAUACUCAGGCACAUCAGCUUGCUAUAAGCCCAAACCCCAAGAUUAAAAGGAAGAAGAUGCAAGGUAUUCAUACUUGCAAAUAAUGACAAAGGCAGCUGUGAUGCUGAUGGAUGGACUAUGAGUCCCAGGGAAGUGUCAAAAAUGUCAGGUUGUAAACAGGUAUACUUUGAACUGUUCAUUUGAUUCCAGGAUAAGAUAGAGUUGAGGUCUUAAGAAUAGCUAAUCAGAAUUUUUACUUGGAUACGAGUCCCAUGUGAUUCAUGUUGCCAUGGAGAUGGGUGCAGAGGAAGCCAUUGUAAAGAUCGGCUUUCCUAAAAUAUCACUGAAUAUCACAGGUAAUAUCUGCUAGGGUCUAGGAGAGAGGGAGAGAGCAGUUAGAAGCCAAAAGUCUAUGGUUCACCACGCCAGAAUGAAAAGACCAAAUUUGUGAGAAGUUAAAAUGAGACCAGAAGAUUUGCCUUGCUUGCACUAGAGGGAGGAUCUCCAGUAAAACUCUCACCAUGAAAAACAGUUCUAGAGUUAAAAGUUACCAACUGAGAAAGGAAAAGGAUGGAAGUAAACCCUUGGGAGCAAAGAAUCAUGUUAGACUGAUUCUGGGAGAAUUAAAUGUCUACUUAAAGCACUGUGUAACGUAAACCUGAUGGUGGUUUUUUGUGUUGUGCUAAAAAUAAGGGGGUAUUCCAUUGCCUGCAAUAAACAGUGUUUAGUCAGUA